Molecule: messenger RNA, 1582 nt
Organism: Melanotaenia boesemani (Boeseman's rainbowfish)
Lineage: Eukaryota; Metazoa; Chordata; Actinopteri; Atheriniformes; Melanotaeniidae
Product: zinc finger protein 79-like
Exons: 2
Coding region: 121-1170 (349 amino acids)
Biological process (GO): regulation of transcription by RNA polymerase II
Molecular function (GO): DNA-binding transcription factor activity; RNA polymerase II cis-regulatory region sequence-specific DNA binding
Source: RefSeq, a predicted model, not a curated record
GACACCAACCGGAAGUAAACAAGCCGCUAGCAGCAUCGUUAGCUUUCCUCGUGUGAGGACGGAGCAGGAAGACGGUCGUGUUGUCGUCUCUCAGCUGAAUAUUUCAGUGUUUCAGCAACAAUGUCUUCAGUUCAGCAUCUGAGAGAGUUUAUCAGCGAGCGACUAACUGCUGCUGCUGAAGAAAUAUUCACAGAGUUUGAAAAAACCAUCGUCCAGUACGAAGAAGAGAUCGAUCGUCAGCGCAGACUGCUGGAUAUCACCUGGAAUCCACAGAUAAAGUUAAUCAGAACAGAGGUUCCACAUCAAUAUGUCUACAAGGUGGAUGAAGCUCUUCAAGAAGACCAGCAGCUGUGCAACCAGAACUCAAACCUGGACCAGGAGCAACCAGAGUCUGCUCGUAUUAAAGAGGAAGAGGAGGAACUCCUCAGCAGUCAGGAGGAAGAGCAGCUUUGGCUGAAGGAUGAAACUGAUCAAUUUUCAAUACCGGCUGCUCAUGAGGAAGAUGGUCACAGUGAUCCAGAACCAAACAGGGACCAUAUUCCCUCUUACAGUCCUCCUGCAGACCAACAUUCACCUUUAGAGGAAAGCAUGGUUGAAGACUCAGGACCAACAACGUGUGCAGAUACACAGCCAGAAAAGAGCUGUCUAACGGAGACAAAUGAGAACGUAGGAGAGUCCUUUCUGUUAGAAAGUCAUUGUAAUGAAAGAGAUGAGAAACAACAUUCCUGCAAGUUCUGUGGGAAACAAUUUCAAAUGAAAAGUAGGCUGAAUGUACAUCUAAGAAAUCACACAGAUGAAAGGCCCUUUUUUUGUCAAAUAUGUGGAAGAUGUUUCAGUCAAAAUUGUUUUCUGUUAAGUCACAUGAGGAUUCACUCAGGACAGAAGCCAUAUUCUUGUCAAACAUGUGGAAAACGCUUCACUCAAAGUAAGAAUUUGGUGAGCCACAUGAAAAUUCACACAGGACAGAAGCCGUAUUCUUGUCCAACAUGUGGAAAAUGUUUCAUUCGCCAGGAUACUUUGGUGCGUCACAUGAGAAUUCACACAGGUGAGAGGUCGUAUUCUUGUCCAACAUGUGGAAAACGUUUCAGUCAAAUUGAUCAUUUAAAGUACCACAUGAACUCUGACAGAGGAUGUCAAAAGCCACCUUCUAUAAAGAUAUGUGGGAAAUGAUUCAGUCUAAAUCACGUGUCAAACUCAAGGCCCGCCGGAAAACAAAAACACAUACAAACUUAGUCUCCACCAUCUUGAUGUUUCCCACAGUUACAUCAGCGUGUACGUCAGCUUGGAUUCAGGAAAUGUAUAAUUGCCAAUUAACGUACUAAAAUAUAUCGUAUGGCUGCUCGUAUGGCUCACUUCCUUUGUCUCUACAUUGAAGUAAGUGAUAAUGAGGAGUUUUGGUUGUCUUUUUUUGCGCCCUUUGUUUUUUGUAAAGCCGUCAAAAGGCUCAUUUCACAUUUUGGAAAUGUCCUUGUUCAUAGCCAGAACACAAUGUAAAGGGCGGCAGGAAAUUCCAGCUGCUUUGAAUGUAUGUGACUGGUAAAACCUGUUUAAUCUGUAAAAUAUUCUGCAUUGAACAAAUAAA